AAGUUUCUGUUCCUCAAGUGAAUAUUUAAGAUGACAAAUAACUAUCUGCAAUCCCGCUCUGCUUACCCUCCAAAGUAUCUGAAGAAAUCCUUUGCUCAGGUGGAAACCAAGCACUUUCAAAUGCCAUUCUGUUGUUUAGAUGCUGAGGAAUUUGAGAAAAUUAAGCACAAAGCAAGUGCUGUCUGGAGAGAAGAACAUGAGAAUGGACUGAAAAGCGUGACUACUUAUUCAGCUGAAUAUAAAAAAAAGCAACUGGAUGAACCAACUCAGAACCUGGUCCGACCACACUCCCCAACCAGACGGAAUAAACCCCAUCCAUCAGAGUUAUUUUUAGUGACUCGGCUUCAUAAAAUUCCAAGACACUACAACACAGCUAAAGGUGCAUCCAUCUUGCCAUCACGAGAUAAAUGGGAAGAAGUUCUCAGACUGUCACCAGGAUGGUGUAAAUCUAAUCCACUUCCACAGGCAGCAGUAAAUAGUAACAGAACCAGAGAGAAACAACAAAAAUUGACUGAUGUGAUCGCAGUCUGUUCGUCAUUUCAGACGCUCUUCAGUAACUCAAACACAGUCAUGGUAGCAGAGGCCUGGAUGAAGUUUGCCAAUGAAAAAGAUCGCCAGGCUGUGAACAGAAUGAUGGACUGUGCCAUCAGUGCAUCAGUGGAUAUAACAAGAAGUAACACUCCAAGGCAAAGCUACAUCAGUCAAGCGCUGUCCAGAUUUGUCAAGUGCCAAUACAUAACUUCAAUUAACCACUGGUUGCAGAAAGCUAAAAAUGAAGAAACCUUGGCAGUGGAACGGCUACUGAGAACUCUCUCUCGUAUCAAUCCUCGAAAUGUACAAGGUCCUCACUUCCAACUGGCAAACUGUGCCUGCCUGUGUGAGAUGACAUCCAAGCCAUACAUCUAUGAUUAUCAAAUACACCCAGAGUGGGUGACCCAGCCUUGGCACACUCAGUACAGAAAAAUGCAAACAUGA
Molecule: messenger RNA, 975 nt
Organism: Amblyraja radiata (thorny skate)
Lineage: Eukaryota; Metazoa; Chordata; Chondrichthyes; Rajiformes; Rajidae
Exons: 7
Coding region: 31-975 (314 amino acids)
Source: RefSeq, a predicted model, not a curated record